UGGCGCGCUCGGCGGCGCCUCCCUCUCCCAGCAGCGGCGGAAUUCCCGGCCGGCGCGUCAGGUGAGACCGUGACGUCAUCGUGACGUCACCGAUCCCACGGGCUCUUUAUAACGGCCGGCCGGAGCCGCAGAGACCAGAGACAGUCCGCCAGCCGAGCAACGAGCUGGGGUACAGCGACAGAGCCGGAGAUUUCACCGGUGUAAUCAAUCAACUCUAGGAAUGCGCGUUUUGAUCGUGCUGGCGGCGGCAGCCUGCGCGGCCGGUCUGCCGCAGCAGUCAGCCGGCCAGUCCAACGCCCAGGUGACGACCAGCUCUCAGCAGCAGACGGGCGCCGACAUCAGCUCGCUGACCGACGCCGAGCUGCUGGCGGCGCUCACCGGCGGCGUCGACCUGCCGCCGUCGCCCAUCGUCGACCCCGUGCCGCCGACGCCGACGCCAGGUCUGACGGCCGAGGAGCUGGCGGCGCAGAGCCUGGGCGCCAACCAGGGCGAGACGGUGCGCUGUUCGGCGUCCCAGUACUUCUGCGUGCCUUACUACCUCUGCCACGAGGACCAGAUCAUCACCGACGGCGCCAGCCUCAUCGACAUCCGCUUCGGCAGCAAGGCCAACGACAGCGAGCCGCUGUCGCACUCGGAGUGCCCGAGCUUCAUCGACGUGUGCUGCCGCGACCCGACCGCGCCGCCCGACCCGCCCACGCCGCCGCCGUACGUGCCGCGCUGCGGUCGCCGCAACGAGUUCGGCGUCAACGCGCGCAUCACCGGCUUCCAGGACGGCGAGUCGCAGUUCGGCGAGUUCCCCUGGAUGGCGGCCGUGCUGCGCGUCGAGAACGUCGGCGGCGAGGCCAAGAACCUGUUUGUGUGCGGCGGCGCGCUGAUCCACCCGCAGGUGGUGAUGACGGCCGCCCACUGCGUGGCCAGCCUGGCGCAGGCGCCGCUCAAGGUGCGGCUCGGCGAGUGGGACACCCAGCACACCACCGAGUUCUUCGCGCACGAGGACGUCGACGUAGCCAGCGUAGCCGUGCACGAGAAGUUUAACGGCCGCAACCUGCACAACGACAUGGCGCUGCUGUUCCUGGAGCGGCCCGUCCAGCUGCAGGAGCACAUCGACACGCUGUGCCUGCCCGAGCCGGGCGUGGACUACACGGGCGCAGAGUGUGUCGCCACCGGCUGGGGCAAGGACCGCUUCGACAGCGGCCAGUACCAGACCGUGCUGAAGCAGGUGGAGCUGCAGCGCGUCGGCCACGAGUACUGCCAGCAGCAGCUGCGCACCACCCGCCUGGGACGCCGCUUCCUGCUCGACCGCUCCUUCACGUGCGCCGGCGCGCCGCCGUCGUCGGUCGACGCGCUGCCGGCCGACGCUCCGGUGGCCGACACCUGCACCGGUGACGGUGGCUCGCCGCUGGCCUGCCGCGACCCGGCCCAGCCCGACCGCUACGUGCACGGCGGCGUGGUGGCCUGGGGCAUCGGCUGCGGCGAGAAGGGUAUCCCGGGCGUGUACGCCGACCCGCAGUACUUCCUCUACUGGAUCGAUCAGCGCGUCACCCAGUAUUUCCAGCUGGCCACCUCCUACUUCGGCUUCCCGCCGCAGCCGGCCGCCGCGCAGCUCUGAGCUGGGGCCGCCCUCCUGUGAUAUAUGCUUCGCCAGUCGACGGUCCGAGGGGCACGCUUUCCCCGGCGAGGGGUGUAUGCUGUUGUACAAUGGGGUCAGACACGGGGCUCCAGCAGGGUGGGGGCACACACUCAGCCCCCGGGGGGCACCACGUGCUGACCCACAGGUUGUGUAGAUUCUCAGUGUCUUCCAAAUAUGGCAACAGACGUAUGGAAGUGUUGUGCUAUGUCAAUGUAAAUACAUGUCACUGAAUAA
Amphibalanus amphitrite is the source of this 1864-nucleotide messenger RNA. RefSeq names its product phenoloxidase-activating factor 2-like. The transcript is spliced from 2 exons. The coding region runs from base 221 to 1609 and encodes 462 amino acids. NCBI's taxonomy places the organism in Eukaryota, Metazoa, Arthropoda, Thecostraca, Balanomorpha, Balanidae. The record is from RefSeq and is a predicted model, not a curated record. Gene Ontology annotation, biological process: proteolysis. Gene Ontology annotation, molecular function: serine-type endopeptidase activity.